Penaeus monodon (black tiger shrimp) is the source of this 618-nucleotide messenger RNA. RefSeq names its product protein fuzzy homolog. The transcript is spliced from 5 exons. The record is from RefSeq and is a predicted model, not a curated record. The coding region runs from base 1 to 618 and encodes 205 amino acids. Lineage: Eukaryota; Metazoa; Arthropoda; Malacostraca; Decapoda; Penaeidae. Gene Ontology annotation, biological process: vesicle-mediated transport; non-motile cilium assembly.
AUGGUGUACACGUUUUUGGUGAAUCUCAUGAGUUCCCUGUGCACAACCAGGACUCAGAAUGCCUCACUUCGUGGAAAACAUAUCAUGAUAGCAUUGACUGGUUUUUGGUUAGAGGUAGUGGAAAAAACAGGAGAUAGCAUUGACAGUAGCCUCCUGGACCUCAUGUUUGCAUCCCUAGUCUUGCUACUUGGACUUGAUACUGUGACCUCAUCAAAUAAUAUUGAGAGAUUAAAACGAGACAUCAAAAAUUUAUCAAAUAAUGUAUUUCACUUUUCCAUAGCCUUGCUUCCCAUUGCUGAUGAGCUUCUCUUCCGUGCAGUUGGGGGGGAAAACCAUCAGGGCUUCUCUCAUCUUACUGGAUGUGCUGAGUGUGUUAUUCCUCCAGAGCACCAUGCACUACAGAAUGAAAUUGAAAAGUUUGCUGAAAGUGCAGACUCCACAUAUGCUUGUGUAAUGAUGGAAGGGCAAGUCGUCAGUGGAACACGAAACUUCUGGACUCUCUCCCACACAGAGCUGGUUCUGUUGCCUCUCUUGGUGACUUCAAACACAUUCACUGUAGCUCGAGAUCUUCCCAUCUAUCUCCCAAACAGAGUCCUAAUUGGAUUUUCACUGAUUUAG